AUGAGGAUGGACUGUACAGUCUCCCAGCCACAGUCUAUUCUGUCCUCGUUGCACCAGCCGUGUUCUCCUGAGCAGCAUCCUUGUCAUCCGAAUGAUCUGAGGACUUCCCCGGGCAGCGUCGACUGCUACUCCUCUGAGGGCGCAGAUCAUCCCUUGGCCCUUUGCAUCCCUGCCGCGCAGACCCUCGUGCAGGCGUCGAGAACUCCCCCGCCGCCCUGGAGCCUCCCCACGAAGAAGGGCACGCCGGGCCUCAUCUGCGUGGUUUGUGGAGACACCAGCUCAGGCAAGCACUACGGGAUCCUGGCCUGCAACGGCUGCUCCGGGUUCUUCAAGAGGAAACACAACUCUGAUGCCUCGAAAUGCUUGGAGAAAACAACCUUGCAAGGACUUAUGUACGUGUCAGCUGUUCAAAACGAAAGACAACCGAGGAACACUGCUACCAUUCGACCAGAAACCUUGAGGGAUAUGAGUGCAGAACAAGAAAGGGCCCUCAGAGAAGCUGCUGUAGCUGUUGGAGUUUUUGGUCCACCUGUUUCCCUUACGAUGGCUUUGACACCUGCCAGAUAUACGAACAGUUUUCUACCUAGCGUAACUCACGCAAGUUUGCCAAAUCGGGAACCGACACCUUCAAAAGAUAACAGUGACAAUGAUGGUGAGUAA
Phaedon cochleariae (mustard beetle) is the source of this 660-nucleotide messenger RNA. NCBI's taxonomy places the organism in Eukaryota, Metazoa, Arthropoda, Insecta, Coleoptera, Chrysomelidae. The record is from the annotation of a GenBank genome assembly.